Messenger RNA from Closterium sp. Naga37s-1, 1389 nucleotides. The record is from the annotation of a GenBank genome assembly. Lineage: Eukaryota; Viridiplantae; Streptophyta; Zygnematophyceae; Desmidiales; Closteriaceae.
AUGCUCUCCCGGGGUCGAAACAACAGCCCAUCUUCAGCCACCGUUCUCCCACCCACCCCCUUUUUUGCCCGGAGAGGAAAGAACGGAGAGGUGGGGGUGCUCCGGCAGCAGUGGAGCCAGCGGCACAUUGAGAGCAGGCGUGACUACCUGCGCCUUUACUGCUGCUGGUGGGCGUACCUGUGGGGAGGGCAAGGCGAGGGGGGAGGUGCGUGGGAGGAAAGAGACGUGGGUGUGAGGGAGGAAAUGGGUGUGAGGGAGGAGAUGGGUGUGAGGGAGGAGAUGGGUGUGAGGGAGGAGAUGGGUGUGAGGGAGGAGAUGGGUGUGAGGGAGGAGAUGGGUGUGAGGGAGGAAAUGGGUGUGAGGGAGGAGAUGGGUGUGAGGGAGGAGAUGGGUGUGAGGGAGGAAAUGGGUGCAGCGAUGGGUGUGUGCAGCAAGGCUGAGAACCUUGGAAAGGCCUUCCGGAAUAGCUCAAUGGUGUUUUAUGGUGUUCCAUCCACUCCCUCGUCCACCUGCCUCUCCUCCACUCUCUCCUCCACUCUCUGUGCCCCCUCUUCCCGGCACUCCGCUUCCACCUCUCCUCUGUCCCCACCCUCCCCUCUUCCGCCCCCACCGCUCAGCCAACACACUGCCCUGCACGCCUCUCAUGCUCCACCCAUCCCCACCACCCUGCGUUUCAAUCGUCUCACUCGCUUCUGCUUCGGUGUCGACCUCUCCUUCACGCCGCACAUCCAUGCUCUCCCCCGUUGCUGCCUUCACCUGCACCUGCCUCCCCCCCCCCGCCCCCGGCCCUCCCCCUGGUCCUGCCGCCGCCCCCCUUCCUUCCCCCGCUCGCGCCUCACACCAAUGCUCUCUGACGUGCACACGCACUCGCCCCUCCCCGCGCCCUCCCCUCUGUCCCCUUCCGCGCUCCCCCUUGUUCCGCCACUCGUGCCCCUCGACGCGCCCCCGCUCGCCUCGCCCCCCCCUUGGAGCCCCUGGCGUGCCAUCCCCCCCAUUCUCUCUCCCGCCGUUCCCCACCUCUCCGCAUGCCCCUUAUCCCUUCCUCCGCUCUCUUGCUCCGUCCCCUGCUCCCCUUCCUCCCAUCCCUCCACACGUCGCAAUAUCCCCCGUCCCCUUGCUAAACCACACGCGGCCAUAUCCCCCCUCUCCCCUCCCCUCCCUGCGCCUCCCCUCCCUGCGCCUCCCCUCCCUGCGCCGCCCCUCCCUGCGCCUCCCCUCCCUGCUCCGCCUCUCCUCCCCCCUCCAUGCGGCCGCCCGUCACGACUGCUCAAUUUUACGCUUCCCCCACUGGUGGGCACACCAAUUUGCGCGGGCUCUCGAGAAGGCGGCGGAGGGGCUUGCGCGCAGAAUGGUGGCGCCGGCGCCGGCGAUGGCGGCGGAGAUGACUGA